Molecule: messenger RNA, 1008 nt
Organism: Closterium sp. NIES-65
Lineage: Eukaryota; Viridiplantae; Streptophyta; Zygnematophyceae; Desmidiales; Closteriaceae
Source: the annotation of a GenBank genome assembly
AUGGCUACCCCUAGUGUCCUCGCUUUUGACGCUGAGGGUCGGGCCAUUGACUUUGACGUCUGGGUAGAUGACCUGCAGCUUUUCCUACAGUGCGAUAGGGCAGACGGUCUCUCCCUCUUUGACCUCACUUUUGGUGCCUCUCCUGCCCCUGCUGCUGAUGCUGACGCCACUGUUCGCUCACAGUGGGCCACACGCGAUGCUGCUGCACGUCUUGCUGUGCGUCGCCACCUGCCUACCUUUGAGCGUGCGCACUUUAGCCAGUACAAGAGUGCUCAGACCUUGUACGACGCUGUAGUUGCACGCUACUCCUCCCCUGCCACUGCUUCACUGAGCCGCCUCAUACUACCGUACCUCUUCCCUGACCUUGCUGCCUUUCCCACAGUCACUGACCUCAUUACGCACCUCCGCAAUAGUGACACUCGCUACCGCGCUGCGCUUCCUGCUGAGUUCUGCGCCAAGAACCCACCCCCCAUGUACAUCACCCUCUACUACAUAGUCACCCGGCUCCCUGACUCUCUCCGCGUAGAUAGGGACCACUUCCUCUCAGUUUGCCCCACCACUCUCACCGUUGACCUCCUCGAGAAGGCCCUCCUAGUGGCAAAGAAGAGCAUAGUCACUGUAGGAGCCUCUCGUGGUGACCCUCGCACCCCCGUCUUUGAGGGGUGUUCCCCCUCCCCCCUUUUUCCCUCUGUUGACUCUGCUGCUGCGGCCGACCUCGUUGGUUUCGAGUCGGUCGGCGCUACGUCUGCCCCGAGCGGGAGAUGCCGCACCGGCAAGGGCAAGGGGAGCAAGUGCGCUGGAGGGGCUGGCGGGGGUGGCGGAGGUGGCGGUGGCGGCAGUGGAGGGAGUGGGGGUGGUGGUGGGAGUGGUGGCAGGGGUGGAGGUGUAGGUGGCAGCAGUGGAGGCGGAGGCGGAGGCGGCGGUGGCGGUGGGGGCGGAGGUGGCGGAGGUGGCGGCGGAGGAGGAGGCGGCGACGGAGGAGGCGGAGCUAGUCGGGGGCGGGAGUAG